This is a messenger RNA of Formica exsecta, 2710 nucleotides long. RefSeq names its product carotenoid isomerooxygenase (gene ninaB). The coding region runs from base 542 to 2461 and encodes 639 amino acids. The transcript has 10 exons. The record is from RefSeq and is a predicted model, not a curated record. Gene Ontology annotation, biological process: retinal metabolic process; carotene catabolic process. Gene Ontology annotation, molecular function: beta-carotene 15,15'-dioxygenase activity; carotenoid dioxygenase activity. Lineage: Eukaryota; Metazoa; Arthropoda; Insecta; Hymenoptera; Formicidae.
UUAAGGUCAACAAAUUCGUGCGUAGUAAUGCCAUUCGUCGUCGGAACGUGCGUCGCGAAUGAUGGAUUUUACACACAUAAGACUGCGUCAAAUACUAAUCUCGAUUUUAAGACCGCUCGUAUCAGAAUCGGCGAUCGAUCACAACGUUAUCGUGGACGAGGAGGAGGAAGAGAUGUGAUCAAAAAAUAUAUAUUUUUUACAUAAAAAUUAUAUAAAAAUUAAAAAUUGUGUGUGCGUAUCUCUAACGCGAUUAUAAAUUUUAACAUAAUCCGACUUCAAAUGUGUAAUAAUGAAUAUCGGAGUAUCUUCCUGCGAGUGAAUGACAAUCGACGUUAAACAUAUGAGAUCGUUGAAUAAAAAUUCGAAAGUAUCUAAACAUUAAUGUAUCUCUAAAAAUAAAAGUUUAAUAUUAAAUAAAAAUAAAUAUUAAAUUAAAUUUGGAAGAAUAUAAUUAAUACGUACAAUUUGUCAAUCGCUCUAAUCAAAUACGAUCAAAUUUAAUCUGUCGUACGAAAGAAGAGAUUCCAGAAAGAAGAAAAACAUGGAGUAUAUUAAUUAUCCUGUAUCAUCACUCGAUGGAUCAUUAUCACAUACGUCAAACGUGUUGGAUAAUUUUGAGCAUACAAAGUGCGGGAAAUUACUGCAAACUGAAUUUCACGAAAAUGGAAAUCCGGAUGAUGAGGUGACAGGCGAUCGCGAAAUAUGUUACUAUGCCAAUUGCGACCCUUCGGUGUGGAUGAGGAGCUGCGAGGAGGAAGUGAUCGAGCCUCUCCAAUCGAGCGAAAUCACUGGCAGCAUCCCCGAGUGGUUGACGGGCACCCUGUUGCGGAAUGGUCCGGGUAAUCUAAAAGUGGGCGAAUACCGUUACCAGCAUCUGUUUGACAGUUCUGCCCUGUUGCAUAAAUUUCAUAUCGCGAACGGAAAUGUCACCUAUCAACGACGGUUCAUUCAAACCGAAGUGUAUAAGAGAAAUAUGACCGCUCAGAGGAUAGUUUUCACCGAGUUUGGUACUUGCGCGACCCCGGAUCCUUGUCACAGGAUUUUUCACAAGGUAGCCGCCGUGUUCAAACCAGAUGAAAUAUCUGACAAUUCCAUGAUCUCGGUAUAUCCCUUCGGUGAUGAAUAUUAUACGUUCGCGGAAGCACCAGUGAUGCACAGAAUUGAUGCGAAAACUUUAGAAACAACGGGCAGGAUAAACGUGUCGGAAUAUGUUAACAUUGUGAAUCAUACCUCACAUCCUCACAUUAUGGCCGACGGUACGAUUUAUAAUGUAGGAAUGAGUGUAACGCCAUUUGGACCUCGAUACAAUGUCGUAUGCUUCUAUCCCAAUCGGACGACCAUUGACAAUAACGGAGAAAAGAGAGAGCUGUCCAUGUUCGAUCAAGCAACGAUCGUGGCCAGCGUGCCGAGUAGAUGGUUGCUGAAUCCAUCGUACAUGCACACCUUUGGUAUCACCGACAAUUACUUCAUCAUCGUGGAACAACCGUUAGCGAUCUCUUUUAUCGGAAUGACAAUCACUCAUAUUAAAAAAGACCCGAUGAUAAACUGCUUCAAAUGGCACGAGAAUGAAAGCACGCUCAUUCAUGUUAUUUCGAGGGAAACGGGUCAACUAAUGAGAACUUUCGUCGCGGAGACAUUUUUUUACCUUCAUAUCAUCAAUCAGUUCGAAACCCGCGACGGAGAAUACGUCGUGCUCGACAUAUGCUGUUAUCGGGAUCCGAAGAUGUUGGAGUACAUGUAUAUUGAUGCAAUGAAAAACAUGCACGAAGACGCCGAUUUCGCCAGACUGUUUCGCGCCAGGCCGUUGCGUUUCGUACUUCCGAUGAGGGAACUGCAUCCUGACACGCCGGUCGAAUACAAUCUCAUUACGAUUGAAACGGUGCAUCAGAGCUUACAGCUAUUUCAGGAUAUAAUCAAUAUCGAUCAUAAGACGGACUUCGAGAUCGUCGGCGAUACGGAUAACAUCGAGUACAGUGACAAAUCCAGAUACUGGCGAGAUGAACACAGAAGCGCUCUGCGAAAGAAGCCGGCCGCUCAUCUGCUUCUCGAUAGCAAGAUCUUCGUAAAGCCGGAGCUUCUCUGCGACGUCGGUUGCGAGACUCCGCGAAUAAACGCGGAUUCCCACCUCGGCAAGGAGUACCGGUACUUUUACGCGAUCUCCUGCGACAUGGACCUAGACAAUCCCGGAACGCUGAUCAAGGUCGAUACUUUUCAAAAAACCAAGAAAAUAUGGCAGGAAAAGGGUAUUUAUCCUAGCGAACCAAUUUUUGUGCCGAAUCCGAACGGAAAGAACGAGGACGAUGGUGUGGUUGUAAGCUCUAUCGUGUGGGCGGAAAAAGAGACUCGGGUCGGUCUGUUAAUCUUGGACGCUGUGACAUUUACGGAAAUCGCGAGAGCUACUUUUGAAACGCCUGGACCAGUGCCUAAAUGUUUACAUGGUUGGUUCAGUCUGGAUAAGUAAUCGAGUGUAAAAAAAACUGUCGAUUAAACAUACAAUGUUGUUUAAUUAAAAGACUCUUUUGUUAAUGAUCAAAAUCAUCAUUAUUAAAGUGUUAAAAAUUGCGAUGUGACAAAUUAUUUUCAUUUGUGCUUGGAAAUGUGAUUAUCUUUCCGAGGGUAAGAUAUGUAUAUAAAGCGAAUGUCAAAUAUAAUAUAUAUGUAUGUGUGAAAAAAAAUUGUGUCGUAAAUUAAAAUAAAACAAACUAGAUCU